Pecten maximus is the source of this 577-nucleotide messenger RNA. RefSeq lists its product as uncharacterized. NCBI's taxonomy places the organism in Eukaryota, Metazoa, Mollusca, Bivalvia, Pectinida, Pectinidae. The transcript is spliced from 4 exons. The record is from RefSeq and is a predicted model, not a curated record. Bases 75 to 473 code for a protein of 132 amino acids.
AUUUCCUAUAAAAGGUGAUAGCGAAACGUUGUCCACAUUCACUUCGUUGACUCUGCUCGUAUUCAGACGUCAAUAUGAAUACGCUUGUUGCCCUGCUGAUCCUGGGAUGUGCAGUUUUCUGCGUUGCCGAGGGGUGGAAAGUGGAAAGGUACCGUAAUAACAAAACUAGAAUUAAAUUGGGUGUGUUCAUGCGAAGAAGUCGUAAUGAUCCCGGUUAUACACGGGGACACGCUCAGGGAAUAUGCAAACACCAUAAAGCUAGUUUGAUCACUAAUAUGAGGGUGAUUCGAAAUUUUGGAGGAUACCUCUCUCGUCGCUGGAACAAAAAAAGUAAGGGCAACAUACACACGACAUAUCCGAUUCAUCUUAACCGGACGGCAAGUUAUGAGAGCUGGGAAGAGAAUACCUAUAAUUAUGACUCGCAAAUCUGCAUUUCAACGUCCCUUUUAUUUCGCAAAACGUCUGACAGCUGACAUGGCCUUCAUUUGCUUUAAAAAAUAUUAAAUAUUCGGAUGGUUUGUGUCGCUUGUUUCGUAUAAUUGUCAUAUAGAUAACAAGUAAAAACAACUUCUGUCAA